GCUGAAUUUUAAGUGUAAUUUUAAAAUUAAAUCAGAUGGUAUGAGUCGGGUCGAAAAUUAUCCGCAAAAUUGUAAAGGAUGUUAUAUGUUGCUAAUAUUUAUUGUGUCUAUAUAAUUUGAAACUCAUUAGUUAAGCGUAAAAGUUUAUAUGAUAUCACUCAAAAACGAUCAGACACUUUAGGUGAACAUGGUUGUGCUAAAUUUAACUGUGUGGAUAUUAUUUGGAUUUAUAACUUCUACAUUAUUGAGCAAGCAUUGUCCACCACAAUGUCAAUGUCGAGACAAUGUGGUUUUGUGUGGAGAUAUUCCUAUCUCGGAAGUUCCCUUACAUACUGGAGUGACGGAAGUCCAACUGACCGAUCUUGACCCGAGUCGGCUGUUUAUGGAGGUAUUCAUGCAGAAUACGCUAUGGACACACAUACAUUCACUGGACAUAACAUGCGCAAGUCAAACACAACUAUUGAACCGUGUGUUUAUGGGAUUAGGAAAUCUCACAAAACUAUGUUUCCAUAGUAAGAAUUUGAUUCACAUGGAGAACGACGUAUUCCAAGGACUAGAUUCUCUGAAAGAGUUAGAUUUCUCUGGACAAAAGCGCCUGUUCCUUAAUGACCUAUUGCCAAGUUUAAGAAACUCAGACUUGGUCCAUCUUGAAAAGAUAACACUGUCAUACAUACAAACAUCUUACGCAGAAACUAUAGAUCUUGGAAUGGAAUUCUUCAGUAACUUGAGCGGAAGUGGGGAGAGAAAUAUCAAGUAUGUUGAUAUAUCUAAUGUGAAAAUUGGUAAAUUUGACAUAGCCUCGAUUUUAAAAGCAGGUCUGUGCCAGUCGUUAGAAGAAUUUAUUUUAAGGUAUAAUCAUUUCCAAAACUUUUACAAUGGUUUAUUUCUUACUUCGUGUGAAAGUUUAAAAAUCUUGGACAUUAGCCAUUCAUUACUUCCACAUUUGUUUGACUUCCUUCUUAAAGACGUAGACUUCUUUUGCCAGGCUAUCAGCUUCUUUUUCAAUAUCGAAGAGAUAUACAUGGGUUCCAUGGUAGUGUCUGCUCCUAUCAGGGAGACAUCGGAACUUCAUUUGAAAUACUGUCCAUUGCGGCUUCGGAAGGUGUCUUUUGCUAACAGUCGCUUAGAGUUCAUUAACAUUUCUAUUCCUGAUAUAAAUAAUAUUAUGAUAGAAAGUUUAAGCUGGAUUGAUGUAUCCGGGAACCAGAUUGAAUAUAUAUCACCAGGAUACUUUUCACCAUCAGUAAACUUAAAAUAUUUAAAUCUAUCUUAUAACAACCUUGGAAAAAUGCAGACGUUACAUGCCCAUGACUUUGAAAUCUUUUUGUUGAACAACAAUGAACUUCGUUUCCUUGGCUUAGCUGGAAACAACAUUGACAAGUUGCCAUUGCUUACACUACAAAAUAAAAGCAAACUGGUGAAAUUGGACUUGUCAGACAACAGAUUGGUGGAUGUGAACUUUAAUGUGGAUCAUCUUAAGAGUUUGCGAUCACUCAAUUUAAGCAACAACAGGAUAGAGUCAUUGAGCAUAGUUUCAAUGCGUGCGCUUGAGCUUAUGUCUGAAGCAAACGGAUCCUUGCGUCAUCUCGAUAUAUCCGGUAACCCAUUUGUGUGCUCUUGUGAAGGAAAAGACAAGGAAACAGUAGAAUUGAUCAGAAAACUAUCGGGAACAUUAAUUCAUGGUUCUAUAAAUAAGUAUGUAUGUCGCCUAAAUGGGAAGAAAAAAGCCUUUCUCGAAGCGGAGGAUUAUGCAUCUGUUUUGAACUAUUGCAAAGUACAAAAGAUUAAAGCCAUUGUUGUUAUAGUUGUUCCAUUACUUGUUGUUUUGGGGAUUGUGUUUGUGACCUCGUUUCUUCUCGUGAGACAAAAAAGGCGGAGACAGUUGGCAAGACAAAAUUUAUUUGACAAUAUUCAAAUGGGUCAAUUUCGAAAAAAGUAUCUUGUUUUUCUGUCAUAUUGUUCGGAGGAUGCCGACCUGGUUGAAAGCAAUAUCAGACCUGGUGUUAGAGCAGGUCUUCGGGAAUUGACGCAAUAUGGGGGUGAGUUGGUGUGCUCUGGCGAUCUCAGUUUCAGACCAGGGUUUCAGAUAGGGGAAGAAAUAAUAAGGUGUAUAGAGGACUCGGCCGUUACAAUAAUUGCGGUGUCUAAUUCAUUUUGCACUAAACAGUGGUGCAAAAGGGAGGUUCAGAAGUCCUACGAUCAAAACAAUCCUAUGAUUAUUCUUCUUCUUGAACAUGUGGAAUCAAACGUGAUGGGUAAAGUUCUUACGAAGUUGUUUAAACGGUUUGCGCAUGCGUCAUGGAUUGCUGACGAUGAUGGAGGUCACAUUGAACCCGAUUGGUCCAUACUUUGCCAGUCAGUUGUUGAUCUUGCUACACGAAAUAACUACUAAACCAUCACCAGUUGUUGACAUAUUUAUGUAUCCAAAUUUUUUACUUCAGCUGUGUUUUAACUUACGAAAGCAAAGAAGUCUCACUCACAGUUAUUCUGUUUAUCUUGUUAUUGUCCGGAACCAGAUUGUCCAAGUUCUAGAGCGAUACUAUUACGACAGAACGAUUUUCUAAGCAAAAUACCCAUGCAAUAUGUCAUUUUAGAUUUUGUAGUUUGACGCAGAAUUUCGAUUAACUCUUAUAAAUAGUUUGCUAUGUUGUUUAAUAGACUAGUAUUACUUUAUACCGCCUUGUAACGUUACGAAAUUCUAGUAGUCAUGUCUGUUUUUGAAUCACAUUUUCCCAUUGUUUCUCUCUUAUUAAAAGUACGUCGAAUCCGUCUUAUGAUGGUCACUAUAGGGCCUAAAAUAAGAUAGUAAUUAAUUUACCAACCACCAACCGAAAUGAUUGGCUCAACUCUAAUUAUUUUGUAUAUAAUUAGCUUUCCCCCCGUGUUUUUUUCCCUGGAAACGUAUCUAUUACUGUUCUAAUACAUGUUUUGUUUUGUUUUGUACUUGUUCGAUCACAAAAUUUAUAUUGUGUUAGAUAACGCUUUGUUUUAA
This is a messenger RNA of Mya arenaria, 2992 nucleotides long. Its product is annotated as toll-like receptor 10. The transcript has a single exon. Gene Ontology annotation, molecular function: transmembrane signaling receptor activity; protein binding. Bases 188 to 2392 code for a protein of 734 amino acids. Gene Ontology annotation, cellular component: membrane. Gene Ontology annotation, biological process: immune response; toll-like receptor signaling pathway. The record is from RefSeq and is a predicted model, not a curated record. Lineage: Eukaryota; Metazoa; Mollusca; Bivalvia; Myida; Myidae.